Molecule: messenger RNA, 216 nt
Organism: Malassezia japonica
Lineage: Eukaryota; Fungi; Basidiomycota; Malasseziomycetes; Malasseziales; Malasseziaceae
Gene: LSM4
Product: RNA processing protein
Exons: 4
Coding region: 1-216 (71 amino acids)
Biological process (GO): nuclear-transcribed mRNA catabolic process; mRNA splicing, via spliceosome; spliceosomal snRNP assembly
Cellular component (GO): spliceosomal tri-snRNP complex; U6 snRNP; P-body
Molecular function (GO): U6 snRNA binding
Source: RefSeq, a predicted model, not a curated record
AUGCUCCCUCUCACGCUGCUCAAUGCGGCGCAAAACAAGCCGAUGCUCGUGGAGCUCAAAAAUGGUGAGACGUUCAACGGCCACCUCGUCGCGUGCGACAACUUUAUGAACAUCACCCUGAAGGAGGUGUACCAGACCAGCUCCAGCGGCGAGCAGUUUUGGAAGAUGGAAGAGUGCUAUAUCAAGGGCAGCACGGUAGGUCGCGCGACUGUCUGA